UGAAGCCAAUUUUUAAUGAUCAGGAAAAUCACGGAUUCUAUCACUGACGAAUCAGAUCAUAGAAAUUUGAAUCAAAGACUGAAUCCAAGACCUACAGUAUAUAAAGCCGAUGAUGAUGAACAUCAAAUCAUAACACCUGAAGACACUGAACAGAACAACAACAAACUUCACAAAGUUGAAGCGACCAUUGGAGAAGAAAUUAGAGAUCUACCACUCAAAGGCAAAUAUAUUACAAUGGGAGCUAAAGUAAUGAUACAAAUAGUUAUACUGAUCCUUGUACUUGAGUGUGGACAACUACAGACAUCUUACAACACAGACAUUAUCAACAGCAAUGUACUGCAGCCAGAGGCUGCCAUAUCAGCCAGUGAAGGCCUCAAUACAAUGAAGAUAGAGUGGUCAACACUGAUGAACCAGAACACUCCAAUGGGACUAAGCAUAUGUCCGACCUGCAUGAUGUAUGAGGAGGCACUGACCCUAAGCACAAGAAUACUCUCUGAAGCCAUCAACCACGUUCACCUAAUGAUGACAUAUUACAUACUGCCAGAAAGAGCCAACAUUAGAUCAGCACGUAAACCUUCAAAAUUCAUUCUCCCCUCUGGUGUAUUAUUGAUUCUGUGCCUGGGAAUGAGUCUCAUAAAGAAUCUAUGA
This is a messenger RNA of Owenia fusiformis, 648 nucleotides long. The record is from the annotation of a GenBank genome assembly. NCBI's taxonomy places the organism in Eukaryota, Metazoa, Annelida, Polychaeta, Sabellida, Oweniidae.